GAGCAGCCAAUGAACGGAAGCAGUGCGUCGUGACGCAACAGGGGCCCGUAGAUAAGGAGAAGGGUCCAACCGGGACCUGAGAAGGAGGACCGGCGGUUUUAGGGGGUCUAUAGCUUGGAGCCAGCUCCUCCUCUCUGRCGGUGCGCGCAGACAAACGCACGAGCUGAACAGAAACGGAAACGCGCUCCUCAGACGACCGGCGGGGUUUUAUCAAGCAAAGGCCGUGAUUUUGAAACAUUUUUUUUUUUGGAAAAAAAUAUAUUUGUCGAUUUUUCUGAACCAUGCAAUAAAUUGAGCGAAACAACAAAUCUGCAAAAACUUGGACUGUUGAUCCUGGAGGAGGAGGAAGCCUUGUUCCACCUUCAAAUCUCUCUUUUUUUAUUAGGACAGCUGCUGUCUGCGUUUUAACACUUCUUCGUUAUUUUCUAGAGAAGAAAGUGAGGAAUGAAGUCCAAGCCGUGCACACAGCAGAAAGCCUGAAAUCCUGCUGCCUGUCAGCGAGGAGGAGGCUCCGCUGCUGAGCUGCCAGCUGAUGUUUCCUCCCAGUAAACGGAAAAGAAAAAACAGAAGAAGCAAUCGGUGACAUGAAGAAAUAAAGUCCUACCUGAGAGACUCCAGAUUCCGACCAGAGAGGCGGAAUCCUCUGAAUGAAUUAGUCAGAGCCUGUUCAUGAUGAGAGCUGCACAGAGUCUGCUGACGGCUGCCAUUGGCAGAUGAGACCUAGUGUGGAGAGCACGUGUCCAAAUUUCCCCUCAUAUUAUUUUUUUAUUUUAUUUUUUCCCCUUGAUCUGGAUUCUUCACUUGUCAUCGACAGCAAAGACAGCAGCCGAACGCAGAGUUGUUUGUGCGUAAAACCGCGCGGGCUUUUCUGCCUCUGAUGGACAUCUUGACGCGCAGGUCCGGAGAAGAGAACAGCUACAACAUCCUCCCCUCUGCGGCAACCAUGCUUUUCCACGGCCUCCCCGGGGGCGACGUGCACGGUGUGGUGGAGGAGAUGGAGCGGCGAGGGAAGGGCGAGUCGGCGGCCAUCAGCUCAGCCAUCGAUAUGGGGGAGUCAGAGACGAAGAUUUUCGGUGCAGAGGUGCGCCCGGUGCCACCUGGGGAUCUCGGCCUCGGAGAUGGUGAUGCGGGCCCGGGACCUGGUCUACCACCUGAACUGCUUCACGUGCACCACGUGCAGCAAGAUGCUGACCACCGGGGACCACUUCGGCAUGAAGGACAGCCUGGUGUACUGCCGCCUGCACUUUGAGACUCUCCUGCAGGGAGACUAUCAGACACACUUUAACCACCACGCGGACGUGGUCCCGCACAAAGGCCUGGGUCCGGCCAACGCGCUCGGACUAUCCUACUUCAACGGCGUGGGGACGGUGCAGAAGGGCCGGCCCAGGAAGAGGAAGAGCCCGGGGCCCGGGGCCGAGCUGGCUGCCUACAACGCGGCUCUGAGCUGCAACGAGAACGACGGCGAGUCCAUGGACCGGGACUCCCAGUACAGCUCCAGCCAGAAGACCAAACGCAUGCGGACCUCCUUCAAGCACCACCAGCUGCGGACCAUGAAGUCCUACUUUGCCAUCAACCACAACCCUGAUGCCAAGGACCUGAAGCAGCUGGCCCAGAAGACCGGCCUGACCAAGCGGGUCCUACAGGUCUGGUUCCAGAACGCUCGGGCCAAGUUCAGGAGGAACCUGCUGCGGCAGGAAAACACCGGGGUGGACAAAGCUUCUGACGGCUCCACAAUGCAAGGCGGGACACCCUCAGGCCCCGCCUCUGAGAUCUCCAACGCCUCCAUGAGCCCCUCCAGCACUCCUACCACCCUAACAGACUUGACGAACCCCACCAUGCCCACAGUCACCUCUGUGCUCACCUCAGUGCCGGGUGGUAUGGACAUCCAUGAGUGUCGUAGCCCCUCACAGACCACACUGACCAGCCUCUUCUGAUGGUCGGAGCACUAGUCCCCUCCUUUACUCCCCCUCAAACUCAAACACACACACACACACACACACACACACACACACACACACACACACACACACACACACACA
Molecule: messenger RNA, 2039 nt
Organism: Austrofundulus limnaeus
Lineage: Eukaryota; Metazoa; Chordata; Actinopteri; Cyprinodontiformes; Rivulidae
Gene: lhx2b
Product: LIM homeobox 2b
Biological process (GO): neuron differentiation; regulation of transcription by RNA polymerase II
Cellular component (GO): nucleus
Molecular function (GO): DNA-binding transcription factor activity, RNA polymerase II-specific; RNA polymerase II transcription regulatory region sequence-specific DNA binding
Source: RefSeq, a predicted model, not a curated record